AUGGGAGCUAAACCACCUGACCAUUACCUGGCACUUGGAGUGAAGUCAGAUGCGACAGCGAAAGAGAUCAGUGUCGCAUAUAAAAAGCUUGCUCUCAAGUUUCACCCAGACAAAAUCCAAGCUGCGGCCGAUGUUCUGCGUGACCCUGCUCGACGUCUUCACCAUGACGAUACUGUGCUGAUGUGGUUGCGGGACUCCUGCAAAAAAAGCGGCAACCACAGAAAAGGCGAAACAGAAAAGAAAUACACCUCAACUUAUGAAACGCAAAGUGAGUGGAGAAAGAGCGAGUCAACUAAGUCGCAACCGUGGGAUGAACCCUCAUACUACAACGCAAACAAGAAAAGUGAAUGGGGAAAAAAUGAGCCAACUAAGUCGCAACCGUGGGAUGAGUCCUACAGCCUUGACAAGAAAAGUGAAUGGAAAAAGAGCGAGUCAACAAACUCGCAACAGCAGGAGGAGCCCCAGCCCUGGUGUAAACCUCCUCCUUGGGAGAAACCUUCACCCUGUGAUGAAGCUUCAUGGGGGGAACCUUCUUCAGAAGAUGAACAUUCCUCAAGGGAGGAAUCCUCCCCUCAGUGUAAUUUCAAUGCCCCCUGGGAGUGGUAUAUGCAUGGCCUUACAGCUGAUCACAUGAAUCAAUGUGUAGAGGGAGCAAAGAGAAAUAUGGCUAGCAUUCGUGUGGAAGAAGAAUUGGAAGCCCGAUGGGUUGAUUUCGACUGCUCAACGGCAGACAGCGCGAUGCAUGAGAAAUCGCGCCAAGAGAAAAAAAAAAUUACCAUGAGGACAAGCAAACUCCAGUUCCGGAAAUGUCAAAUUCGAGGGAGUGGUAUGGUUUUGAAGAUUUAUAUAAUCACUCGGGUGGUUCGGACUCAGGAGAGAAGGCCCGAGACGACGCUUUUUACUGCUGGGAACAUGGCAUGA
Messenger RNA from Penicillium taxi, 921 nucleotides. RefSeq lists its product as uncharacterized. Bases 1 to 921 code for a protein of 306 amino acids. The record is from RefSeq and is a predicted model, not a curated record. NCBI's taxonomy places the organism in Eukaryota, Fungi, Ascomycota, Eurotiomycetes, Eurotiales, Aspergillaceae. The transcript is spliced from 2 exons.